This is a messenger RNA of Drosophila gunungcola (fruit fly), 2014 nucleotides long. RefSeq lists its product as uncharacterized. The record is from RefSeq and is a predicted model, not a curated record. NCBI's taxonomy places the organism in Eukaryota, Metazoa, Arthropoda, Insecta, Diptera, Drosophilidae. Bases 33 to 1985 code for a protein of 650 amino acids. The transcript is spliced from 3 exons.
AUAAAAAUUUUUAUUUGGCUGACAUAUCUAUAAUGGUGCGUGUUUUUACAAGCACUAUUAAUCAACUUUUUGGGUUCUUGCUAGUGAUAACUUUUAUAUGUCUAUGGAUUAUGCUUUCUUUGAAUGAUAAUACAAAUUUUAAAAUUAGUAUACGGGAAAUUCACGGAGUCGAAAAACACUUUUACGUGAAAUCUGGCAAGUGUAAAAUUCCCUAUGUGGAUCCCUUUAAUGAGGAGUUCUUGAAAGUCAACAAACCGACGAUGUUUAUACCUUGCACCAAUGAAAGUGAUCUGAUUACGGUGCAUUACGAUGACCUUUUAAAUCAAUAUAUGCUGCAUAUUAAUGAAGAGGUGGUUCAUAAGUUGUCCCUGACCAACAGGAGUGACUUUGCGUGCUUUUACCAGAAAAUUAUUUACGGUCAAUCACCGGAUCGCUACGACAAAAAAGGAAACAGAACUAAGCUGACUCAGGACUAUUUGGUGCCAUUGGAUGUGGAAGGGAUGCUGGUGGACUGCAGGACAGCGGACGCGAUGAGAACCCUGCAAAAGGACGCGUUUAUGUUUGUCCAAUACCAAGAAACUCAUCAGAACAUACAGCCCCAUCGAAAGCCCAGUGUCAUUAUGUACGGCAUAGAUACUGUUUCUCGCACAAAUCUGCGUCGCAUGAUGCCCAUGAUAUACGAGUUCCUUAAGUCACCUGGAUGGUUCGAAAUGAUGGGAUACAACAAGGUGUCGGAUAAUUCUUUUCCCAACAUAUUUGCUAUGCUAACUGGCUAUUCGCCGGAAACGGCAGCCACUCAGGUUUGCAAUACUGAUACUGAUGGGUGUUUGGAUAAAAUACCCUUUAUAUGGAAAGACUUCAAGAAAGAAGGCUAUUUGACGGCCUAUGCUGAGGAUGAGGGGUCCUCGAAUACAUUUAAUUACCUGAAACCAGGCUUUUCCGUAAAGCCCACAGAUUAUUACUUUCGCCCCUUUAUAACGGCCCUGGAAAAAGAAACUCUAAUCCAAUUUUGCCCUGGUUGUUUUAUGAAAUACUGCCUGGGUCGACGGCUGGCCAACAGCUACAUCUUCGAUUAUUGCCGCCAGUUUAUGCAGCGCUUCGUGGCCGAUCGGCCCAUUUGGGGCAUGUUCUGGUCGACUCACUUCAGUCACGACGACUUCUUUAUGCUAUCGGCCAUGCAGCACAAGAUCCUUAACGACCUGCUGAAUUUUGAGAAAGACGGAGCUUUUGAGCAUACGAUUAUGAUAUUUUUCUCGGACCAUGGAGCUCGUUAUGGUCCCCUGAUGCGUAUGAAGGAAUCAUUUCUGGAGCAGCGGCUGCCCAUGAUGUUCAUUUACCUGCCACCCUGGUUCCGCAAGAUGUAUCCGCAGUAUGCCGAUGCUCUGUCCCAGAAUCAGAAGCGUCUGAGCUCAAACUUUGAUGUGUACAGCACGUUAAAGCACAUCGUUAAUAUAGGAGGACCACUGGAGGUCAGAAACACUUCCUGGUCCUUUGACUGCCCCCAGUGUCAAUCGCUCUUUUAUCCGCUGCCCGAGAAUCGCAGCUGUUUGCAAGCUUCCAUAGCGGAGGCCUACUGCACUUGCCACAACUACCAGGAAGUGGAGGAGGAGCAAUCAUGGACCUGGCGCAUGGCCGAUCUGGUAGUGGAUCGCAUAAACCACUACCUCCGGCAUAACCACAUCCAGCAUCUGUGCAGCAACCUCACUCUGAAGACAGUCAACAUCACCGAACAGAGAAUGGACGAGGUCGAGGGAGAUGAAAGCCGACCGAUGGGAAUGCGACACUAUCACACCAAGUUCCAGGUUCACCAGAACAUGGCCGAGUUCUUUGCCACCACUCUCUACGACGUAGAAACUGAAGAACUAGAGAUAAAUGUUGAGCUCAUCAGCCGCAUUAAUAGGUAUGGAUCCGAUUCGGUAUGCGUGCCUAAUAAGAUACAAAAGUUAUAUUGCAUAUGUCUAUCAAAAUUACGGACAAUAACAUAAUAAACUGCAAACAGUUACAAAAUAAAAUA